Trichomonas vaginalis G3 is the source of this 654-nucleotide messenger RNA. RefSeq names its product DNA-directed 5'-3' RNA polymerase protein. Gene Ontology annotation, molecular function: DNA binding; DNA-directed RNA polymerase activity. NCBI's taxonomy places the organism in Eukaryota, Parabasalia, Trichomonadida, Trichomonadidae. The transcript has a single exon. Gene Ontology annotation, biological process: DNA-templated transcription. The coding region runs from base 1 to 654 and encodes 217 amino acids. The record is from RefSeq and is a predicted model, not a curated record. Gene Ontology annotation, cellular component: RNA polymerase I complex; RNA polymerase III complex; RNA polymerase II, core complex.
AUGGCUGAGGGCGUCGACAAAUCUCCAGAAAUGAUAAACAAAUGCUUGAAGGCCUGCAGGGUUAUUUCCCAAAUGAUGGCUGCUCGCCAAUAUGAAUCACUCGAUGAUGAUGAAAUUUUCUCGGUUAUAACAGAUGAAAUGGAAAUUGAUGAAUUCGAAGCAACUUACGAUUCAAUCAAAAAUACACACUAUUUUAGAAAUAACACUACAACAGAAGCACUUGCAAUCGUAUUCGAUUUCAGGGAUAAAUUAACACACAAAACUUUCAAAGAAGACUACUUUAAAUAUUACACCAACGCCGAUAAGCCAAUAACACAUUUAAUUUUGGUCCACCAAGAGGGAUCAUUGGCUCAUAUAUUUGAUCGCAUUAAGAAACAAUUGCGUUUAAUCGGCAAAAAGCUCGAAACAUUCACACUCCAAGAGCUUCAAUAUAAUAUUACCAUGCACUUCUUCGUUCCAAAGCACAAAGUUCUUUCAAACGAAGAAAAGAACGAACUUUUCAAUAGAUAUAAAAUUGAUGAAACAAAAUUACCUCAGAUAUUAAGUACAGAUCCUGUCGUUCGCUACUACGGCGCUGACCCAGGCGCAAUUAUCGAAAUUACUCGCCGCUCUGAAACUUGCGGCCGUGUUGUAACAUAUCGUCUCGUCAUUUAA